Molecule: messenger RNA, 7972 nt
Organism: Ruditapes philippinarum (Manila clam)
Lineage: Eukaryota; Metazoa; Mollusca; Bivalvia; Venerida; Veneridae
Product: pleckstrin-like
Exons: 9
Coding region: 27-1223 (398 amino acids)
Biological process (GO): actin cytoskeleton organization; intracellular signal transduction
Cellular component (GO): plasma membrane
Source: RefSeq, a predicted model, not a curated record
UCAUUAUCAUAUAUGAUGUAUUUAACAUGUACACCGAUGACCCAUUACUUAAUUGGAAGCGAAUGGACAAAGAAAAUAGCUUCCUGAAAUCGGGGUUUCUGUUGAAAUGGCUGAUCAAGAGAUGGAAGAUACGCUGGUUUACUCUCCAUGAGGAUGAAUUAAGAUGUCACCCAAAGAGAGAUAAAUCUGUAGUGAUCGAGACAGUUUCUUUGCAAGGGGCUUCAGUUGUCUGCCCUUGUUUUGAUGAGCCAGAUAUAAAUGUUGAGCAUGCAUUUAAAGUGACAACUCCGAAUGGCGGGGAGCUUCUGUUCCAGGCAGCUGGUUUACAGGAUAGAGAUAGAUGGGCCCAUGCUAUAGGAGCAGUCAUACGCUCAAUUACAUCCUCUAGUCAGAUAUCAAGUAGCCCAGUGAAAUUUCAACACUUCAGGGCCAAAGCAAAUGUCACGGAAGUGCUUGGAGCCUUGCAAGAUCCAGAUGCUGGUGUAGAAAUGAAAAGUCAUGUCCGCAAUGGAAUUGUACAUAAGAACUGCUUUAAAGGAAGUGACAUCAUACAAUGGUUGCUACGCUGGAAUAUUGUCCGUAAACGUAAUGAUGGGGUGGCGCUAGCACAGACUUUGUUAAAAUUAGGUCAUCUACAGGAAGUGGAUAUAUCUGACGGAACCGUCGGUGCCUCCCAGUUCUUCAAAGAUGAUGAAAAGCUCUAUAGAUUUACCUCAUUGAAUCUUGGUGCUCAACGUAAUAGCUACUUUGAUAGUUCAGAUAGUGACUCUAGUCUCUCCGAUGAUGAAGACGAUGACGACUCUAGAAUUGUAGAGAAAGUAAAAAAAGGAAAAGUCAUCAAAGCUGGUUUCCUAUCCAAAAAGAAAUCACUUCGUAAAGGGUGGCGUUUUGUAAGAGUAAUACUCCGAGAUAAUCCUCCACUGUUGGAAUAUGAGUGCCCGUAUCAGAGGACAAGUAAGGACCAAAAGAUUGAUCCGAAAAGGUCAAAAUGCAUUGAUUUGCAGAACUGUUUCCUUACAGAAUCCAGUAGAAGUACAAUAGUAAAAAAAGAUGACAAGCUGCAGCAACCCUCCGGGAAGCUCCGAAUCUAUAUCCGAACAAAAGGUGGAAAGUGCCGCACAUUUCAAACAAAGGAUGAUGAGGAAUGGUUCGAAUACAUAUCUCUUCUACAAUCAAUGUGUCUUGCUGGGUCGUCAGCAGGGAAAUCCAAAACUUCCACAUAAGUUUUAUCCAAAAUUUCCACAAAGAGUUUUAACAACCUGUUUGUUCGAUUCUGACUAUAUUUUAUCCCAUACAUUAGAUAUAAGUGCUGCAUCAAAGUACUGUAUCAUUCCUAAAAUUUUAGUGCUGUGUCAUUCUUAUAUAAUUAGUGCUGCAUCAUUUGUAUAUGGUUAGUGCUGCACUAUACGUGUAUGAUUAGUGCUGAAUCAUUUGUAUAUGGUUAUUGCUGAAUUAUACGUAUAUAAUUAGUGCUGCAUCAUUUGUAUAUGGUUAGUGCUGCAUUAUAUGUGUAUGAUUAGUGCUGCAUUAUACAUGUAUGAUUAGUGCUGAAUCAUUUGUGUAUGGCUAGUGCUGCAUUAUACGUAUAUGAGUAGUGAUGAAUCAUUUGUAACUGAUUAGUGCUGCAUUAAACUUAUAUGAUUAGUGCUGCAUUAUAUGUGUAUGAUUUGUGCUGAAUCACUCAUAUAUGAUUAGUGCUGCAUCACUUGUUUUUGCUAUUUUAAAUGUAAAUCUUGCUUAGAACUUGUACCCUUUUAAGAUAAAGGUGUAAGAUUAUAAAAAGAUAUAAGACAAAUAAAACCUUAACAAAUGUAUGUAUCUUGUUUGCAAUAUUUAAAUAGCUUGGAGGGACUAUUAGUAAAAGUGCUUGUGCAAAAUAAUUUUUGAAUUUUACAAAGAAUAUGUGAGAUUAGCUCAAUUUAAAAGAUUAGAUAUCUUAAAGGAAAGCUUUUUGUUGUAACUGUGAAAAUUGUAGUUAAGCUUUUGGAAAAAGAUGUUGAAUUGCUUUUUAUAUUAAGCAAAUUUUAUCUAUAUUUUAUUGUGUAAAAAUAGAACAAAGAGCAGAUAAUCUCUUCAUUAAAUGCUUAUAUUAAAGGGACUUGCCAUUUUUGGAAUCCUCCAUGCGUAUUUUAUUAAAACUUUGGUAGAUUGUAAGUGUUCUCAAUAAUCUAGAGAUAAAAUGCAUUUUGUAAAGCUCAACUGAUUAGUUUAGCCAGUUUUUUUUUUCUCCUAUAAAUGAAUUUGUAUUUUGUAUGUCUAGCAAUAAGAAGGAACUGUAUCGAGGAAAGGUGCUUGUACACAGUCUUUUGUUAUAUACUUGUUUUUUAAUGUUCAGAUAUGAACCAAGUUAUUAUUUUAAUUAUAUGUUUUUAUACCACAAUACCUAAUUAAUGUAUAGAUUUUAAUGCUUUAAGAAAUUAAUCGCUUCAGCCUAAAUUAUUAAUAUAACUUGAGUUAACUUAGAUUAUAAAUUAUUAGUAUAACAUGAGUUAACUUAAGUUAAAAUUUUGUUAACUUUAGGUAACCUUAUUUUAAUUAAUUAAACUUUACUUUUGUGAACCUAAUUUAUGUUAACUUAAGUUCACUUAACUGUAGUUCUCCUUACUUUAAUUAACUUAAUUUCAUUGAACUUAAGUUAACUAAACUUAAGUUAGUCUCUUUUUAAUUUUUAUAGGUUAACUUUGUUAACCUAAUUUUAAAUUAUGAGAAUCUAAUUUAAGUUAACCUAAGUUUACUUAACUUAAGUUCAUCAUACUUAAAUUAACUUAAGUGAACUUAAGAUACCUCAGCUUAAGUUAACCAUCCUUUUGUGAACAUACCAGUAAUUUUUAUGUUAACAACCAUUGACAGUAUAUUAAAAUAUUAUCUAGUAGAAGUUUUAAGAUAAUUUUUUUUUCUUAAACAACAAUUAACAUUACAUGUUGUAUAUCGAAAUAUAAUCCUGUAGAAGUUUUAAGAUAAUCAUGUUGUAUUGUAUUAUUGUUACUUGUUAUAGUCCAGAAAAUUGAUUAUAGCCAGGAAAAAAUUCCUUGAGGGAAUAUAUUAGAAGUCCUGUACCAUGUAUAACCAUGUUAUUGUUAGUCAUUAUAUUGUUAGUAUAUCAAUUGACAUAAAGUCUAGUCAUUUGUUAUAUUGUGUUGAUAAUCGAUACUGGUUCCCUUAUAUUCUAGUGUUGUAAUACAAAUGUAUAUAGAAAUGAAUAUAGUUACAUUAAUUGUUUAUUAUUCUAGAAUAAUUAACUAUUCGUUAACUUUCUUUUUUUGAAAAUCUGUAUAUUAAUGUAGAGUGUAAGGAGGGGAAAUGAUUUAUUGAUCAUUUUCAAGUAAAAAUGAUUAAAAAAAAUAGAUAAUAAUAGACAAUAAUAAUUGUUACAGAUUUCAAGGAAUCUUGUGUACUAGCAUAAAUACUUGUUUUACAAGUGUUCUCUUUUGUGAUUUAUUACUUAAGUUAAUUAAAUGGAGGUGUUCAUAUUGUUCAUAUCACUAGAACAAAUAUUUUCUGUGAACAAAUAACAACUGACCACAGUUAAUUUUUUGUUAAUGUUCACAAGUACAGCUUUUCACAGAUGACAUCUUGUUAUGAUUCACAAGUACAGCUGUUCACAGUUGACAUCUUGUUAUAAUUCACAAGUACAGCUGUUCACAGUUGACAUCUUGUUAUGGUUCACAAGGACAGCUAUUGACAGUUGACAUAUUUUAAUGAUUCACAGAUACAGCUGUUCACAGGUGACAUCUUGUUAUGGUUCACAAGAACACCUGUUAACAAUACAAUCAGUGUUAACUAGCCCCAUUUUUGUUCACAAGUUUCAUCUGCACUCAGUGCAUAUCUAGGUACUGUUUACAAGUGCUGGUGUUCUUUUUUGCAAUCGCUGUUCACUAGUACCAUGGCUUGGUGUUCACACUUUUCAUCUUAUCUUAGUCCAUGAUUAAUUACUGUUCACAUGAGCUGAUGUUUUGACUGCAUUCUCUGUUCUUGUUCACUAGAGUCAUCUGUUCUCAGUAGGGGUGUCAUCGAUUCAAUCAAUAUCGGUGUAUCAACGAUCUUUGUUAUCUGAUUCGAUAUCGAUUCCAUUUUUUAAAUAUCGGAUACCGAAUUCACAUAUAUUUCUAGCUAAAGAGACUUCAGCGACCAGGUUUUAUAGAACUGAUAGACCUGUUUACUGUCGCAAAACGUCAAAAUAAAAGCGACAUAUAAAGUUAUGGAAGCCAGAAACAUUUUUUUUCUAAAAUGAAAACGCAAAUCAAUGCCAAAGUUACCUUCCAGUGUCUCUAACGAAUGCUGCCUAAUUUCGUUGUAAUCUCGCAUGUCUGCUAAGUGGAUGUCAAGACCCCUCAAUUCAGAUUUUAAAAAGGGAAAAUGCCAAGAAAAUUUGUCAGUGUUUCUUUGUAAAAAUUAAGAUUACAAAAUGUUAAACUUUAAUAAUUAUUCAGGUUCUAAACACUAUAAUUUGCCAAUUAAACCGGCUUAAUUGGAACGGCAAGGACGGGAUUUAGCAUGAUCAGUAACUACGUAAUAGCAACAACAACAACUAAAGUAAAAUGGAAAAGGCUUUAAACUUUAUAGUUACUAGUCAUUAGUUUUCAUUUAUAGCUUAGUAAUAUGAUAAAAAAAAGAAACAAAUUGUUCAGUUUUCAUAGUUUAUCUUUUUUGCAUUUGUCUUAAUUUAACUGCUUUGUCAGUGUCCAUAGGAAACAUUUAAAAAGACUUGAAAGCUAAAAUUUAGCCUGGCAAUUGAUAAAUAGCUGUAUUGCCGAUAAUUCAUUACCGAUUUAUCGAUACAAAAAUCCUUAUCGAUGACACCUCUAGUUCUCAGUUCACAUUCUCUUACUUUUCACAAGUACGGGCAUUUAUCUUUAUGCAGUUAGUAAUACAUGUGUACUUGUUGUUGGUAAGCAAAUAUUCACAAUUCAUAUCCAGGAAUUGUUCACUAACUUCUUGAUUGCUUUUCUGUAAUCAGUGUUUUCUGUUGUUCACAUGUUUCAUCUGUUCUAGGUUAACAUUAAGUUACUGUUUUAAAUGAACUUAUGUUCAUAUUACAGUCACUGUUCACUAGAUCAAAUCACCAGUGCCAUUUGUUCACAGUACAUUUUGUAUACUGUUUACAACUGCUGGUGUUCAUCUUUUUUUUACAGUCAACUUGCUAUUGACAUUUUUUUUACAGGAUCUUCACAAUUCAUGUCUUGUUACUGUUCACAAGUACAGCUUACAGUAAUGCAGUCACUGUUCACUAGACACUGGAAUUGUUCACAGUAAAAUCACAUGCAGCCACUGUAAUUUGAUGUAGUUAUAAACAACUCCUUUUAAGUGUUCUUCUUAUCAAUUGUUUGAAUCAUACAUACUUUUUAUUUUCUUCUGCUACAGACACAUCUAGUCAUUUAUACUCAUUAUCUCAUUGCUUUCCUUAGAUGCUUCUUGUUUAGGUAGCCUUCAUCCUUAAAUUGCUGAAUUUCUAUAAUGGAUUUACCUCGCUUUGAAUUUGGAACAGUCCAUUCAAGGUUGAAGGGAGUUCAUAAAUAAAAAGGCCAAAUUUAGCUACUGGUAGUAAAGAGCCUGGUUAGACUGUAUGGUAGUGCAGGAUGGCUUGGCAUUAUACUAGAGGCUUGUCAUUUUCGGUUCAAGCAGGUUAAGAGUGUAGCAUAAAAAAUGACAAAAUGCAAUAAUUUAUGCAUAAUUUUGUUACAAUAGGGACUUUCCACUAUGCAAUAAUAUCAUAGGAAUUAAAACAUAUGUUAAUAUAUUAUUCAGACUUGGACACAACCUUACUUUUAAAGGAGGUGUUUAAGUUACAUGUAUUGAAAUAUGCCCUUAAUUUUUAUGGUCAAAUUUUCAAAAUUCAGAAAAUUGUCGGAUCAACUUUGUUAUGUAACAACAGAUUUUAUAAUAGUAGCAUUUGUAUUUCACAAGACCCUCCCAUUGAAUUUUAAAAUUUCUGUCUGCUUUAGAUGCAGGGGCAUCCAUUGCCAAGUGGUUACGGUCAGUGACUCAAAACCACUUGCCCCUCACCACUGUUGGUUGGAAUCCCACUAGGGAAUUGGGAUUCUUUCAUGUGAGGGAGCUAUACUGCUAGCUUCUGGAAUGUUGGUGUUUCUACUCAAGUGUGCAUCUGUGCCUAAAAUAAUGCACACAGGGAUUCCUGAGGUCUUCCUCCAUCAGUUGCCACCUAUUCUGUGUUGGUGCACCUUAAAAUCCAAACAGAAAAGAAAGAAAAAAGUAUAAAAAUGCAAAUAAGUUCUGUAUUUAAGCAAAAUUACAAAUUUUAUACUGUAAUGAUUUUAAAUGUUAUUCAGUUGAAAUUGUUAUUUAAUUCAUGCAAUACUGAUAUAAAUGAUGUAUGUUUCAUUUUGUAAACAGUGCUUUAAGAUUGUUAAAACGCCGAACCUCUCUGGUCUUAUGUCUCAUUAUAUUCCAUCCAGAAGCAUUUUGUUUUUGUUUUUUUAUCUGUUCAUUUUUGUAGGGUGUCGAUUGAUAUACAUGUACAUCACAGAAAAUUUUAUUUCUUGAUGGGCAUUUACAAUUGAAAGAUGUAUUCCAUACACCAAUGGCACAGUGUUUGUUACUUAAACUAGGGAAAGAAAUAUAUAAAACCUCAAAAAGAAAUGUAAAUAUAUUUUUGCAGACAUAACAAACAUGCAAGUCCAGGGGAGAUAAUUUGCUUUAUUGAAAGGUUUUUCAAAAUAAUUGACCAUUAAUGAUAGUUUACUGUAAAAUGUAUACAGAAAUAAAAACACAUGUUUCUUUACAUUGUGGGAAAUAAUUUCCCUUUGCAUUAGUUGUGGCAUUUGCACAUGCAUAAACCACUGCCAUUUACUUUUUGUUGAUCAGAUUAAAAGUUGAUAAUAAUGGGAAGAUAUGUAGAUUUUACCUGUGAUUUGCAAGGUAUUUGAAAUGCUUCUUUGCUUGGUAUUAGGAUUUUCAAACAAAUUAGAAAUGAGCCAUGUCACUACAAAACCAACAUAAUGCGUUUGCGACCAGCAUGGAUCCAGACCAGCCUGCGCAUCCGCGCAGUCUGAUCAGGAUCUAUGCUAUUGGCUUACAAACCCUAAUACAAGUAGAGAAACUGAUAGCGAACAGCAUGGAUCCUGAUCAGACUGCGCGGGUGCGCAGGCUGGUCUGGAUCAAUGCUGGUCGCAAACGCAUUAUGUUGGUUUUGUCAUGACAUGGCUCAAAUUAAAAAUAGUGCAAUAAAGCUUUUAAAUAGCGAUGUUGAUCUCCGUACAUGUAUUUCUUGUUGUGUUUUGGCUAUAAUCUUAACCAUAUAUAACCAGUGAGUAUUUGUUUUCUUCCAAAGUAUUUUUUUUCUUCCCAUGUUUUUCAGAUAUAUAUAUUAUGUAUAAGUGAUGUCUUACCUUUUUAUAGACUAUAACAAAGACAAAAAAAAUAGUAUAUGUAUAAUACAUUAUUUCAAAGUGACAUUAUGCUCUUUUAUUUCACUGUCGAAGUGAGCUGAAUUGGCUGCAUUGUCACUUAAGUGCAGUAAUGGGUUAAGUCCUUCUGAAUUUAAUAGGAGUUAACCAGCUAUUGCAAGAAAGUGACAAUAUACUUAAAAAGACUGACUAUACUGAUGAUCAUUGACCAAUGAAAAAUGUUCAGGAUAAAAUACAACAACUGCCUAAAAUAUGAAAAAAAUGAUACAUUCCAAAGAAUAUUUAUAGAAUUUUCUGUGAGUCAUGUGGGCUAUUGAUACAUGAACUAGACUAUUAAAUUAAAAACAAUCAUCGCAAAGUCUAAAGUUAUUUUUUCUUUGACCUAUACUUAACUUUUUAUUCUUGGGUGGACUUAAUGUCACUUUAACUUUUUUUCUGUCAUUUGAUGGUUAUAUAUUUCAAAUGAUUUGUGUAUUUAAUUGUAUAUUUACACCUGUAAUUGAAUACCUACAUAAUAACUGGAAAUAUCUUCUGAAUUAUGAAGGAAUGUAAUUCUAGAUAAAACUCAUUUUUCCCUUAGAAAUAAUUUGUUGAGAGUUAAGUUCCCU